AGGAAAAUAAAAAAUUGGGUUGAAUUAGUAAGAAAAAUGUUGAGGGGAAAAGCCGCAAGAAAGAAAAGAAAAUGUGGGGCGGAAGAGGGAGAAUGAAGAACAUGUGGGGUGGUCUUUGAUACAAAUAAAAUCCCAGAUUACGCGCAUCUCCUCCCAAUUGACCAUUUUGAAUUUCUCAUUUCUUCUUCACCCUUCUUUCUGUUUCUGUCUGUCUAUAAUAAGCUCACCAACGCCCAAGUAUACACUUUUUUUUUUCUGACUCUGACUCUGACUCUGACUAGCCCUCCAUUCCUUUUCAUUCUCUUUUUUUUUUUAUCGUUUUCUCGCCGCAGAUCCCUUCUUCUCUGUCUCUCUGUUUCUUCUUCUCGAUCUGGACCCUUCGAUGCUGUGGUUUUGCUUUCUUUGACUUCAACUCUGCUUUUGUUUUUGUUGGUGGGGACUUGUGACCACUGACCUUCUUACCAUGGGCCAGUGUUAUGGAAAGACCGUCCCCACCGUCCGCGAUUCUGAUGGAGCCAUCACAACUGUUAUCUCCGUUCCCGAUCAUCCUUUGCCGCAGACGCCAGUCAACAACAACAAUUUUCCGUCUGUGAAGAACACUCCCGCUCGAUCGUCUGCGAACAGUCCAUGGCCUAGCCCUUACCCCCAUGGUGUAGCAGCUGUGACGCCGUCACCUGCCAGGUCUACGCCUCGAAGGUUCUUCAAACGACCUUUUCCUCCGCCGUCUCCGGCAAAGCACAUCAAGGCGUCGCUUGCCAGGCGAUUUGGCCAUGCGAAGCCGCCCACGGAGGGGCCAAUUCCCGAGGAUGGUACAGCUGACCCUGAUCAGUCGUUGGACAAGAAUUUUGGAUACAACAAGAAUUUCGGUGCAAAGUUUGAGUUGGGGAAAGAGAUCGGCCGUGGGCAUUUUGGUCACACCUGUCAUGCCAAGGGAAAGAAAGGAGACCUUAAGGACUUGCCUGUUGCUGUCAAAAUCAUCUCCAAAACCAAGAUGACCACAGCCAUCUCCAUCGAAGAUGUGCGGCGGGAGGUGAAAAUUUUGAGGGCUCUAUCAGGCCACAAACAUCUUGUGAAAUUUCACGAUGCUUGUGAGGAUGCUAAUAAUGUGUACAUAGCAAUGGAAUUGUGUGAAGGAGGAGAAUUACUUGACAGAAUAUUGUCAAGAGGGGGUAAAUAUUCAGAGGAUGAUGCCAAAAUUAUUAUUGUUCAAAUUCUAAACGUAGUUGCAUUUUGUCAUCUCCAAGGUGUGGUCCACCGAGACCUGAAGCCUGAGAAUUUCCUUUUCACCUCCCGAAAUGAAGAUGCUGAUAUGAAACUUAUUGAUUUCGGGCUUUCUGACUUUAUAAGACCAGAUGAAAGACUUAAUGAUAUUGUGGGAAGCGCAUACUAUGUGGCACCAGAAGUUCUCCACAGAUCUUACAGUUUGGAAGCAGACAUCUGGAGUAUUGGGGUGAUUACCUACAUUUUGUUAUGUGGAAGCAGACCAUUCUGGGCAAGGACUGAAUCUGGUAUUUUUCGCACAGUAUUGAGAGCUGACCCUAACUUUGAGGACUUGCCUUGGCCUUCUGUGUCCCCCGAGGCCAAGGACUUCGUAAAGAGGCUUUUAAAUAAGGACUAUCGUAAGAGGAUGACUGCUGCUCAAGCUUUGAUGCAUCCAUGGUUGCGCAGUGAAAGCCAUCCUAUUCCUUUGGAUAUAUUGGUCUAUAAGUUGGUGAAGUCAUAUCUGCAUGCUACACCUCUCAAACGUGCAGCACUAAAGGCUCUUUCUAAAGCUUUAACGGAAGAUGAACUGGUUUACCUAAGAGCUCAAUUUAUGCUUCUGGAACCUAGUAAAGAUGACCGUGUCUCGAUUGAGAACUUCAGAAUGGCUCUUUUAGGAAAUGCUACUGAUGCUAUGAAGGAGUCAAGGGUGCCCGAUAUUCUGAAUGCGAUGACAGCAUUGUCAUAUAAGAAGUUGGAUUUUGAAGAGUUUUGUGCGGCUGCAAUCAGCACGUAUCAAUUGGAGGCCCUCGAGGAAUGGGAGCAGAUUGCAGCAGUGGCAUUUCAACAUUUUGAGCAAGAGGGAAAUCGGCAUGUUUCCGUGGAGGAAUUGGCCAGGGAACUGAAUGUGGGACCAACUGCUCAUUCCAUUCUCAGAGAUUGGAUAAGAAGUGAUGGAAAACUCACUUUGCUUGGAUAUACCAAAUUUUUGCAUGGUGUGACUCUUCGUAGUGCACAUAUGAGACAUCAUUAGCUGCUCAUCAAACAGAAAAAAUAUAUGAGACAUCAUUAGCAACAAUAUCUUCAAUUUCUUAACUCUCUUUUGAAUAGCGUUUGGCAAAUGAUAGAAAUGAACUGUUGAUUUUAAAAAAGGUAGUGAUGACAUGGCAGAGAUUUUUUUGUUACUUCCUGCUUUCCUA
Molecule: messenger RNA, 2399 nt
Organism: Solanum dulcamara
Lineage: Eukaryota; Viridiplantae; Streptophyta; Magnoliopsida; Solanales; Solanaceae
Product: CDPK-related kinase 3-like
Exons: 11
Coding region: 464-2233 (589 amino acids)
Biological process (GO): peptidyl-serine phosphorylation; protein autophosphorylation; intracellular signal transduction
Cellular component (GO): cytoplasm; nucleus
Molecular function (GO): ATP binding; calcium-dependent protein serine/threonine kinase activity; calmodulin binding
Source: RefSeq, a predicted model, not a curated record